Messenger RNA from Cannabis sativa, 5058 nucleotides. RefSeq lists its product as uncharacterized. NCBI's taxonomy places the organism in Eukaryota, Viridiplantae, Streptophyta, Magnoliopsida, Rosales, Cannabaceae. The transcript has 4 exons. The coding region runs from base 1 to 5058 and encodes 1685 amino acids. The record is from RefSeq and is a predicted model, not a curated record. Gene Ontology annotation, molecular function: RNA-DNA hybrid ribonuclease activity; nucleic acid binding.
AUGAGUAAUAGACAGCCACAGAUUCAGAAUUUAACAGAGAAUUACGCCAGUUUUUCGAUUGAAGAUGAUGAUGAGGAAGGCUUGUUGUUUGAGGCAAGGGAGGAUGGGCUUGCAGAAAUCGACGAUAGAUGGUUGUUAGUGGGGAGGUUUCUAACAAAUCGAUCCAUUGAUUUUCAAGCUAUGCAAAACAAAAUAGCGUCUCUAUGGCAGUCGGGGCGUGGUUUGUAUGUGAAGGAGUUAGAUCCAAACCUCUUCCUUUUUCAGUUUUAUCAUGAGGUGGACAUAGAGAGAGUUAUCGAUGGUAGUCCAUGGACGUUCGAUCGGGCACCUUUGAUUAUGGAGCGGGUAACACACGGAGUUAAUCCUAGAUCAAUACCUUUGAAUACUCUGGAACUUUGGGUUCAAUUACAUAAUUUGUCAAUUGGUUUUAUGUCUGAAAAAGUCAUUAGAGGGGUUGGUAAUUAUAUUAGAUCGUUCAUCAAAUCGGACCCAAACAAUUUCUCCGGAGUUUGGCGAGAUUAUUUGAGAAUUAGAGUGAAGAUUCCAUUGGAGAAGCCUUUGAAAAAGAAGAAGAAGUUGGAAAUGCAGGGGGGCCUGGUAUGUCAUGUCACUUUCAAGUAUGAGGAUCUACCCACUUUUUGUUUCAUUUGUGGGAUACUCGGCCACACAGAAAAGUUUUGUGAACGUCUGUUUGAUACUCCGAGAGAGUUGAUCACAGAGAACUUUGAUUUGGAGAUGAAGGCGGUUCCAAGAAGGCGUAAUUAUGCGGAUGGCUCACGGUGGCUACGAUCUGGCUUGGCUACGAAAAAUUCUGGGUGGCCUGGGGCAAGUUCUUCCAACCAGCGAAGAGGCCCGGUGGUUGCGCCGACGACAGGAGGGGGUAUUAAUGAUCAGUUAAUGGCAGAGAGUAAUCAAGGAGAGCAAUUGAUGGGAUAUGGCCAGAACAAUAGCAAUCUAGAGAGUGUCAAUAAAAACAAAUCCCAAAUAUCAGGGGAGGCGUUUUUAAGGAAGGAAAAGGUGGGUGAUGAGGUGGACAAUUCAAAUGAUGGGCUGGUAUUUUGUGAUUCUAAAAGAAAGAGAGUUAUUGAGGGUCAAGUUAGUGGGCCAAUUGGAGGGGUAGCUAGGGACGUGGGCCUUCCUAAAGCUGGACCAAAGGUGCAUGGGCUUGCUGAAGAAGAUGUAAUUGUUUGUGAGGACAUAUUGGUUCAAGAGGGAGUUACAAAAAACUUGAGUGGGGUGGGUUCUGUUGAUGGGCUUGCUAGAUUAUUGGGCUUUGAGGGUGUCUUUACUGUAGAUGCAAUUGGGUUAGCUGGUGGGCUUGCUCUCUUGUGGAAGAAUAAAGAAGAUGGGAGUUUGAUGGGCUACUCUAAUAACCAUAUUGAGAUUGUUGUUCAUACUGCUCAAUUUGGUAACUGGAGGCUAACUGGGCUCUAUGGAGAACCCAACCGGAGUCGGCGCCAAGAUACUUGGAGUUUGAUUCCAACCUUGUCUACUCGUUCGGACCUUCCUUGGUGUCUUGUUGGUGACAUGAACAAUAUUGUUCGACAAGAAGAGAAGAGAGGGGGUCGGCCAUAUCCCCAAAGCUUACUUUCGGGAUUCAAUGCCACUUUACAGCAAUGCAACUUAGUUGAUAUUGAGCUUCAAGGCCACUCGUUCACUUGGGAAAAGGGUAGAGGGUCUAAUAAUUGGAUCGAGAUACGCCUGGACAGAGCUUUGGCAACAUUGGCUUGGCUUCAGGUAUUUUCACAAGCUACUCUCUCUAAUUUAGACUUCUCUAGUUUGGAUCAUGCGGCCAUUUUCCUUGAACCGUUUCUUCCUACUGUUUUUGCUCCUCACCAUCGUUUUCGUUUUGAAAACACCUGGUUGAAAGAGCCGCUUUGUUCUGAAAUUAUAAAAGAAUGCUGGGAACUUGGUCAUACUUAUAGUUUGAGUGGCAAAUUAAGCUUAUGUGCCGAGAAGCUUAAGGUUUGGGGCAAAGAGAUUACGGGGUCCCUUAAUCAUAGAAUUAAAGAGUAUAAAAAAGAGUUGAAGAAUCUGCAGAAUAAAAGGGAUGCUAGUUCGGUGCAAGGCUACAAGGAGAGUGCGAAACAAUUUUGGUUACGGGAAGGCGACCAAAAUAGUAGUUACUUCCACAAGGCUGCUAGUAGCCGAAAGAAGAAUAAUCAAAUUGAGCAAUUAAAAGAUGCUCAAGGAAACUGGGUAACCUGGGAGUCGAGUCUAGGAGAAGUUAUGCAAGACUAUUUCCAUAAUUUAUUUACUUCGGCUAAUACAAACUGUAUGGAAGUGGUAGAUUGUGUUCAUCCUUGUGUUUCGGCUUUUGUAAACUCUGAAUUGUGUCAGCCCAUUCAAGAAGAGGAAGUUAAGAAGGCGCUAUUUCAGAUGCAUCCAGAUAAGAGUCCGGGUCCAGAUGGAAUGACUCCGGCCUUUUCUCAGCGUUGUUGGUCUAUAGUGCGAAAUGAUAUUGUGGAAGUGGUUCGGUCUUUCUUUACAAAUGAUGUCCUUGAAGAUGGUAUUGGCGAAGCUAAUGUUGUGGUCAUUCCUAAAAAGAAAAACCCGGAAGCUAUGUCGGACCUUAGGCCUAUUGCUCUAUGUAACAUCAUGUAUAAGAUCAUUACGAAAGUUAUGGUUAAUAGAAUGAAGCCUUUCAUUGAUUCCAUUGUGUCAGUAAAUCAAAGUGCUUUCAUCCCUGGGCACUUAAUUUCUGAUAAUGUUUUGGUUUCCUUCGAAGUAUUGCACUAUCUAAAAAGGAAACGCAAAGGCAAUGAGGGGUAUAUGGCGCUCAAGCUUGACAUGAGUAAGGCAUAUGAUAGAAUUGAGUGGUCCUUUCUUGAAGCAAUGCUAAGGAAGUUGGGUUUCACUGAGAUCUGGGUUCGGUUGAUUUUGACUUGUGUAACAUCGGCUCAAUAUACGGUUGUUCAUGGGAAUCAUGAAGUCGGGCCUAUUACUCCUUCUAGGGGCAUUUGGCAAGGGGAUCCUCUCUCCCCUUAUCUCUUCAUCCUUUGUGCAGAGGGUUUAUCAGCUUUACUUAGACGUUAUGAACAACGAGGAUGGCUUCACGGUUGUAAAGUAGCUAAUGGGGCGCCAAGAAUUUCUCACAUGCUUUUCGCCGAUGAUAGUUACUUAUACUGUAAGGCCACUGAAACUGAGGCUUUUCGGGUUAAAGAAGCUUUGCACAAGUUUGAAUUGGCUUCAGGUCAGAAGGUUAAUUUCUCAAAAUCUUCAAUUUUUUUCAAUGCUAAUACUCAUGAAAUUUUGAGAAACCAUCUUUGUGGAGAGUUGGGAAUGGCACCUGCUUUGGAGUGUAGUCUUUAUCUGGGACUGCCAAGCUCUAUGAGCCGCAAUAAAGUUUCGGCUUUGGGUUAUUUGAAAGAAAAAGUGAGGAAAAGGCUGGAAGGGUGGGGAUCAAAGUUCAUUUCUAGAGCGGGAAAGGAGAUUCUUAUCAAGUCUGUUGCCCAAUCUCUUCCCAGUUAUGCUAUGAAUGUCUUCUUAUUGCCUAUGGAGGUCGUUAGAGAUAUGGAGAGUCUCAUGUCAAAAUACUGGUGGAGGACCUCGGCUAAUAGUAACUCCGGCAUCCAUUGGAUGUCCUGGGAGAGACUUUGUAACCACAAAACCAAAGGAGGUAUGGGUUUCAGGAACCUAAGGGAUUUUAAUCUGGCAAUGUUAGGGAAGCAAGGUUGGCGCUUACUAAUCAAACCUAAUUUCUUGGUAGCUCGAAUUUUCAAAGCUCAUUACUUCUCGAAUGGUACGUUUCUUACGGCUAAAAUUGGUUCUAAUCCUAGUUUUGUGUGGAGAAGCAUACUGGAGGCACAACAUCUGGUUGCUAGUGGAGUAAGAUGGGCGGUUGGUGAUGGUAAGAACAUUGAUGUUUUAGGAGACCCUUGGUUGCCGGAUAAAGCAAAUCCUUGGGUUAUUUCCUCACAUCCGGGGCUUCAAAAUGCAAAAGUGGCCAAUCUCUUCACUAUUGAGGGGCUCAGUUGGGUUAUGGAGGUGUUGAAUGACUUGUUUGAACCACGAGACAGGGAGUUAAUUGUCCAAAUUCCACUUAAUAUCACAACCAGUCAAGACCAUUUAAUCUGGGUUGGGGAAUUGUCGGGUUUAUACACAGUUAAGAGUGCUUAUAAACGUCUCCAGGAGCUAAAAGGUUUGGUGAACUUUGAGGAAUCACAAGUGAAUCUUUUUUGGAAAAAAUUCUGGAACCUCAAAAUGCCUCCAAAGAUGAAAAAUUUAGUGUGGAGGGCAUGUACAAACUGCCUCCCCACAAUGGUGCAACUCAGAAUCAAACAUGCAGUACCCCAUUCACAAUGUCAUGUGUGUUCUAUUGAAGAAGAGUCCAUCUCACAUGCUCUAGUCUGCUGCCCGAUUGCUAAAGAUUGUUGGGACAGGGUUGGCAUUUCCUCGAUUAUGCAGCAACAACACAGUUUUCUGGACUGGUGUAUUAGCAAUUUUCAGAGAUUGGAUAAGGAGAAUUGUGAGCUGCUGGUGGCUGUUGCUUGGGCGGUUUGGAAUGCAAGAAAUGACCGUGUAUGGCAAAACAAGAUCAAGACGGUGGAAAACAUUGUUACGUCAGCAAAAGGUUACCUUUCACAAUGGAAAAAUGCUCAUUCUUCUGGUUUGGAGCUCUUGUCUGCUGCUUCUCGAAAGUUUGGUGUUGGUUGGGUAGCCAGAGAUACUCCGGGGCUUCUCAUCAAUGGCCAUACAAAGUUAUUCAAUGUAAAAGCUACACCAGAAUUGGCCGAGGCUGUAGGAAUUCGGGAGGCGUUAAGCUGGAUAAAAUCUAGUGGAUUGCAGCAGGUGGUUCUCGAGACGGACUGCUUAUCAGUUGUCCAAGCCUUAAGAAGUUCAAUUGUUAUGAUUUCCACGUUUGGUCAAGUGGUUAGUGAGUGUAAGGCUUUGCUUAAUGAUUUAAGAAAUGUUUCUAUUUAUUUUAUUCGUCGAUCAGCAAAUACAGUGGCUCGUGACUUAGCUCGAGCUUCUGUAUCCUUCCCUGAUUGUAAUUUCAGUUUGGAUUCUGUUCCAACUGUUUUGUUACCUAUUUUGGUGACUGAUAUGGUUAUCUAA